GCGUUCAGGCUGCAGAACAACAGUCACACAAGCAGAGAGACGGACGCGACGCGACACAGCGAGCCGGCUUUUGCUCUUCUUUUAUUUCUGUGAGUGCUAUCAAACUCAUAACACACAAAUACGAUUCGCGAAGCUUUUAUUUGAAGUAUUCUAGAGUCAUUCACUAAUGUAACGGACAGUUUGAGUAUCACUUUAGCUUUCAAGUAAUAACAGUCUGUUGUUAUUCAAGUGACCGCUUGUAUUAACCUGCUCUAAUAUUGUUUAAUUUAUAAUAUGUAUGUCUAGUGGCAUGAUUAAACAUUGCAUCAACAUUGCAUUUAUUAUGUAUUUUAACUAAGUCAUAUAGGCGUAGGUAGUGGUAGUUGGCAGGACUGUUGAUAUGGUGUGUUCCUGUAGCUGAAUCCUGUCAAAGAUGGUUCGAGAAACCGGUUACUACGAUCUGCUCGGCGUGAGUCCCAAAGCCUCGCUGGACGAGAUCAAGAAGGCAUAUCGGAAACUGGCCUUGAAAUAUCACCCGGAUAAAAACCCGAAUGAAGGCGAGAAAUUCAAACUCAUAUCACAAGCCUACGAGGUCCUGUCAGAUGCCAAAAAGCGGGAUUUGUAUGACCAAGGUGGAGAACAAGCCAUAAAGGAAGGAGGCAUGGCAGGAGGAGAAUCUCCCAUGGACAUUUUCAACCUGUUCUUUGGUGGCGGAGGCAGAAUGCAGAGAGAAAGGAGAGGUAAGAAUGUGGUUCACCAGCUUGGAGUCACACUGGAGGAAUUGUACAAUGGCUCAACAAGAAAACUCGGUCUUCAGAAGAAUGUGAUCUGUGAGAAAUGCGAUGGUUAUGGAGGCAAAAAAGGCACAAUUGAAAAAUGCUCAACAUGCAAAGGAAGAGGGGUUCAGGUCCAGGUGCAACAGAUUGGACCGGGAAUGAUCCAGCAGAUUCAAAGCAUGUGCUCUGACUGCCAAGGACAGGGAGAGAGGUUCAACUCCAAGGACCGUUGCAAGAACUGCAAUGGACACAAAGUAGAACGCAAGAAGAAGAUUCUUGAAGUCCAUAUUGACAAAGGUAUGAAGGACGGCCAGAAGAUCACAUUCCAUGGAGAAGGAGAUCAAGAGCCUGGACUGGAGCCUGGUGAUGUUCUAAUCGUACUGGACUUGAAAGAACACCCCGUCUUCCAAAGAAAAAAUGACAACCUGAUCAUGAAGAUGAAGAUCAAGCUGGUGGAAGCGCUCUGUGGGUUUAAAAAAACAAUUUGUACGCUAGAUAACCGAUUGUUGCUUAUCCACUCACCUCCAGGCAAAGUAAUAAAACCUAAAGAUCUAAAAUGUAUUCAUAAUGAGGGAAUGCCUGUGUAUAGAGACCCUUAUGAGAAAGGUCUUCUCAUCAUACAGUUUGAGAUUGAGUUCCCAGAUAAACACUGGCUACCUGAGCACAUGCUGCCUGACCUGGAGAGGUUACUUCCAGUCAGAGAUCACGUCAUGAUGUCAGAUGAUAUGGAAGAGGUUGACCUGUGUGAAGGAGACAAUGAAAGACAAAAGAGAAACUUCAGUGGUGAAGCCUACGAUGAAGACGAAGGCCCCAGGCAUGGUGGCGUCCAGUGCCAGACUCAGUAAAUAUCAUGUAUAAGAAACAUUGGUGCAAUACUUGUGUGACUGCAAAUAUACACUGAAUAUUAGGCCGGUUAAAUUUAGUUCUUGCCGAGCAAUACGUACAGCAAGAAUUUCCUUACCAAGCCUUAUGAAACGGACCAUUUUCUUGCCACCGUUGGAAUUCUUCUUUCUGAAGUAUCUGAUGAGGAGCCAGGAGUUUUUUUGGCAAUUACCACCAUAAAUUAAUAUUAACAGAUAUUUAAUUAAAGCAACUAUUUUGGAUAAAAAUGUCAUUCAUUUACAAAUGAAAUUUAGUAACUUAAAUUUGCAUGUAAAUUAUUCCCUAUGUUUGAAUGUGUUCACUUUUGUAUGUUAAUCUGUCGAUGUGCUUUGGUCAAGAGUAGGGUGCUGUAAUUUUUUUGCCAGUUGAAAAUCUAUAUUUGUUCAUUUUCUAAGAAUGUGACACACCAUACAUUUAACAUGUUGUUUCCUUCCUUCAAAUGGGUUUUAUUUUUCACAAAUAAAACAUUUCAUUACAAUCCCUCCUUCACAUAACUGCAACUGAAUGAAAGCAAUUAA
Messenger RNA from Sinocyclocheilus rhinocerous, 2155 nucleotides. Its product is annotated as dnaJ homolog subfamily A member 4-like. The coding region runs from base 413 to 1600 and encodes 395 amino acids. Gene Ontology annotation, biological process: protein folding; response to heat. The transcript is spliced from 7 exons. NCBI's taxonomy places the organism in Eukaryota, Metazoa, Chordata, Actinopteri, Cypriniformes, Cyprinidae. The record is from RefSeq and is a predicted model, not a curated record. Gene Ontology annotation, molecular function: Hsp70 protein binding; ATP binding.